Molecule: messenger RNA, 1504 nt
Organism: Sphaerodactylus townsendi
Lineage: Eukaryota; Metazoa; Chordata; Lepidosauria; Squamata; Sphaerodactylidae
Gene: SORD
Product: sorbitol dehydrogenase
Exons: 10
Coding region: 204-1274 (356 amino acids)
Biological process (GO): D-sorbitol catabolic process
Molecular function (GO): zinc ion binding; L-iditol 2-dehydrogenase (NAD+) activity
Source: RefSeq, a predicted model, not a curated record
GCGCGCGGCGGGAGGCGCGCGGCGGCCUGGAGGCGCCCCUGUUCCCCCCCCCCCCUCCCCGCCCGCUGGCUGGCUGGCUGGCGCCUGUCCUGCGGCCCCGGGGCUAAAGUUCCCCGCCGAGGCUGAGGGCGGCGAGAGAGGCCGGGCGGGCAGAGCCGAGCUUGCAGGGAGGGAAAGCGGCGGCGGCGGCGGCGGCGAGGGCAAUGGCGGCGGCGGGCGCGAGCAACCUGUCGGUGGUGGUGCACAAAGCGGGGGACCUGCGCUUGGAAAACCGACCAAUGCCUGAACCAGGUCCCUAUGAUGUGCUUCUGAAGAUGCAUUCUGUUGGAAUCUGCGGCUCCGACGUUCACUACUGGCAGCGUGGGCGUAUCGGGGACUUUGUGGUGAACAGCCCGAUGGUGUUGGGCCACGAGGCUUCAGGAACCGUUGUCAAAGUGGGCUCUUCUGUAACCACGCUGAAGAAAGGUGACCGAGUGGCUAUAGAACCUGGGGUUCCUCGAGAAACCGAUGAAUUCUGCAAAUCCGGGCGGUACAACCUUUCUCCGACCAUCUUCUUCUGUGCGACUCCCCCUGAUGACGGGAACCUGUGCCGUUAUUACACGCACAAUGCUAACUUUUGCUACAAGCUUCCAGAUAACGUCACCUUUGAGGAGGGUGCCCUAAUUGAGCCCCUGUCUGUGGGGAUCCAUGCCUGCCGAAGAGCCGGGGUGACCCUUGGAAGCAAAGUCUUCAUUUGUGGUGCUGGACCAAUUGGACUCGUGACUUUGCUUUGUAGCCAUGAAAGUCGUAGAACUUCACAGAUCUUAUCUGACUUAUCUGCUCCCCGCCUGGAAAAGGCUAAGGAACUCGGGGCCGACUUCACUGUCGAGAUUAAGAAGGAAAGCCCUCAAGAGCUGGCCGAUAGGGUGAAAAACACGUUUGGUUGUAUGCCGGAGAUAACCAUGGAGUGCAGCGGGGCUGAAGCCUCCAUUCAGACUGCAGUAUACGCAACCCGUUCCGGAGGGACAGUGGUGUUGAUUGGCAUGGGACCCGAAAUGGUCACUUUGCCCCUGGUGAGCGCCGCUGCGCGGGAGGUGGACAUCAAAGGGAUAUUUCGAUACUGCAACACGUGGCCCAUGGCUAUUGCGAUGCUCGCAUCGAAGAAAGUGAAUGUCCAGGCGUUGGUGACUCAUCGUUUUCCUUUGGAAAAGGCUCUGGAAGCUUUUGAGACAACUAGAAAGUGCGUUGGAAUCAAAGUCAUGCUGAAGUGCGACCCCAACGACCAGAAUCCUUGAAAAAUCAGAAAGCUGCCCUCUGACCCCUCUCUCUUGUUAGGAGGACAGAGCACAACAAGGCAAGCGCUAAUUGCUCAAGGGCUUUCCCCAGCCCUAAAAUUGCAGAAAUGUGGAAGUAAUCAAUCAUGAUUCUUAAACUCUUUAGCCGAAAACAGAUGUUGAAAUUGAUUGAGUCAACAAAUCGGUAGAAGGUGCUUGACAAUAAACAACGUAGAGUUGAAAUACCUUCA